GCCAUGGAACAGCGAUUAGCUGAGUUUCGAGCGGCCCGCAAACGGGCCGAGCUGGCGGCCCAGCUCAACACUGAAAACCAGAGCGCACCGGCCGCCGGAGAGAAGGCGGAAGCAACCGCGUCCCCAGAGGCAGCACCUGGCUGGCUAGCGCGGUUCCUGGGGUGGAAUCCGAGGCCCGCGGAUACCCAGGCCUCGCCCAGCCCCGCUCAGGGAACCGCUGGGCCUGCUAGCAGCCCGCCACGGCCCCCCAGGAACCCGGCCAUUCCUCCACCCUCCAGCGGUCAGCAGUCUUUCCUGAUCAACGUCACCUUCUUGAAGGUUCUCCUCUGGUUGGUCCUGCUGGGAUUGUUUGUGGAACUGGAAUUCGGCCUGGUUUAUUUCGUCCUGUCCUUGUUCUACUGGAUGUACGUGGGGACGAGAGGCCCUGGGGAGAAGCAGGAAGGGGAGAAGAGCGCUUACUCCGUGUUCAACCCGGGCUGCGAGGCCAUCCAGGGCACCCUGACUGCAGAGCAGUUGGAACGCGAGCUGCAGCUUAGACCCCCAGAGGGGAGGUAGGACGACCUGGCCGGGCCCUCCGCACCCAGGCUGGCCCGCCUGAGCCUUGAACGAGAACUCAGCCUCAGUGCACAGGACCAGGUGGACUUCAGACAAACCGUUCUCUCCUAGUUUUGUCGUUCUCUUUGGACCUUCCCUGUGGGGUAGCAGCCAUUUAUAAAAGUUCUA
Molecule: messenger RNA, 723 nt
Organism: Dipodomys ordii (Ord's kangaroo rat)
Lineage: Eukaryota; Metazoa; Chordata; Mammalia; Rodentia; Heteromyidae
Gene: Saysd1
Product: SAYSVFN motif domain containing 1
Exons: 2
Coding region: 4-555 (183 amino acids)
Source: RefSeq, a predicted model, not a curated record